Molecule: messenger RNA, 3199 nt
Organism: Stomoxys calcitrans (stable fly)
Lineage: Eukaryota; Metazoa; Arthropoda; Insecta; Diptera; Muscidae
Gene: loh
Product: papilin
Exons: 12
Coding region: 223-2955 (910 amino acids)
Biological process (GO): extracellular matrix organization
Cellular component (GO): extracellular matrix
Molecular function (GO): metalloendopeptidase activity
Source: RefSeq, a predicted model, not a curated record
AAUGGGUAAUUAAACAAAUUUGGAAAAAAGUUACAAAAAGAACAUAAGCACCUAUUUAUUUUUAUUAAAAGCGGAAAAUUACACUGAAUAACAAAACUAAAAGAUUUUAAUCGUUGGAAAAGUGCAAUAGUGAAAUUUUGUGUGCAAUACAUUAACAGUUUAGUUUCAUAGAUGAGAAGGACAGGAACGGUCUAAGUGCUCUUUUCUAUCAGCAAAAAUAGAAUGCGUUUCAAAAUGCCGGAUAUGAAGACAAUUUUAAGCAUAUUACUACUCAUAUUAGCCUUAACUGGUAAUACGUGGGCGGACAGAGCAACAGCAGAAAAAAUUCGAAAACAUCAAGAAUGGCUAAUGCAACGUAAUCGUGAACGCAAUAAUGGGUUUUCCGAUUCGCUAGGCAAUAAAAAAUCUGUAGAACUUUUAAAUUUAUGGCGAUUUGAUAAGAAACAAAAUAAUCCCAGUAUUAAUGAUGUCUAUGCAGAAGAUGAUCGAUUUGUGAAAACUAAUUUCCUUACAACAUCUUCUCCUCCAACGUCUUCCACAAACGCAACGUCCACCACUACCACACCAAGGCCCAGCACCACAACAACAACGACCACAUCCAAACCCACAACUACCACUCGCAGAAUCUCAAUGACAACGCGACCUCCUACCUUUACAACAGUGACCACAUCAUCUCCGCGUUAUUCGUUUUCUCUGACACCAAGAACACCAACAGAAUGGUAUAGUAAUGAUGUUUUAGAAUUGACAUCAACUACCUCUACCACCUCAACCACCACUACCACAACAGUUAGGCCAACAACAACAACUCCAAGUACAACCACAACUACUACCACACGUAAACCAAGGACAAGACCCUAUCCACGCUGGAAUGAUUGGAGCGAAUGGAGUGUGUGCUCUCGUAGUUGUGGCGGUGGUGUGAGAUAUCAACAGAGGAAAUGCAUAAAUAGAAAUUCUGGAACUGGCAAACUGUAUUUAAGCAAAAACUGUAUUGGUGUCUAUAAACGUUUUGAACUGUGCAAUGACACGCCUUGUCCACCUUCAGUUAAACAAUUCAGGGCUGAACAGUGUUCGGAAUACGAUGAGGUUGAUUUCCAGGGUCAACAAUACAUGUGGGAGCCCUAUGUUAAAGAUGAUGCUGAAUGCGAAUUGAAUUGCAAACCUGUGGGCAUGGAAUACUUUGCCACCCUUAAUGCUACUGUCAUCGAUGGAACACCUUGCGAGAAACCUGCUGAAUAUUAUCGUUCUAACUAUCGUGGUCGUGCCAUGUGUAUUGAGGGUAUAUGUAAGGCCGUCCAAGCUGGAGGAUUUGUAACCGGUCUAUCAGCCAAUAGUGGAGCUGUACCCUGUGGUGGUCUAUUAUGUCGUCCCCUGACAGGACUCUAUACGCGCGAUCCCUUACCUGAAGAUGCUUACAUCCAUGUGGCCAUGAUACCAGCUGGAGCUUCGAAUAUUUCUAUCACUGAAUUGAAAAAUAGCAUGAAUUUGUUGGUGCUACGUACUGAAGAUCAGAAAUAUGUUUUCAAUGGCGAUAAUACCAUGUCAGAUAGUGGAGCCUAUGAGGCAGCUGGUGCCAUAUUCGAUUAUCAUCGCCUGGAUAGUUUACAGCAGCAAAGUGAAGGUGUUACCGAAUGGGUUACUUGUACCGGGCCAGUAAGGGAGAGUUUGGAAUUGAUGAUUUACAGCAAAACAGUUAAUCCUGGCAUCAAAUAUGAAUACCUUUUGCCCAUUACCUCGGAUUCUGAAGAGAAUGAGGUGUCCGUGGAAACCGAUGGUUUUUUGAAGUCGGCCAAUGACGAGGCCAUUAGCAGCAGCAAUCGCCCUCUACGCCGUCGUCGCUAUAACUGGAAAGUUGUAGGCUUUAGCACUUGCUCCAAAUCCUGUGGCGGUGGCAUGCAAUCACCAGUCAUCAAAUGCGUACGCGAGAAUCCUUUGCGCUACUAUUCCCAACGCAGAUGUGCCCAUUCCGAGAAACCAGUGAUUAAUGAGAAUCUCUUGAGAUGUAACACCCAACCUUGUCCGGCUUUCUGGCGUUUAGAAGAUUGGGGUGAAUGCCGUUGUCACCAGGGCGAAGGCACCAGGGAACGUGAAGUCAAUUGUGUACAAGAAUUGGCCUCGGGCGUGGUGGUGCAUGUUGAUGCCACUGCCUGCAUGGAAGAAAAGCCGGUGGCUAAGAAGAUUUGUGAUUGUCCCAAGAAUAGGCGUCGCACAAAUGCCCGUUACCGCAUGCAUGGUCUUAGUCCCAACACAUCACAAACACAUGCGAAAAAUAGUCGCGAUAAGGCAGGCAUCUGGCUAAUGUCUGACUGGAAUCAAUAUUGCUCUUCGGAUUGUGGUCCCGGCAUUGAGUAUCGCACUAUUUAUUGUGACCGCACUAAAGCCAACCCGGAUAGAUGUGAUUUCCGCUUGGCUCCCGAUACCACCCGCAUAUGUGAUCAGGAGGAGUCAUGUGAUACUGGAGAAUGGUUUGCUGGACCUUGGACUCCCUGCAAUGGCAAUUGUUUUAAUUUGACUCGAACUAGGCAAGUUUUAUGCAUUGAGAAUCAACUAAUCUUGGAUGAAGAAGAUUGUAAACCAGAAUUGAAACCCACAACCAUGGAGAAAUGCUCGCAUGAGGAAGUUGAGUACUGUGGACCCAGAUGGCAUUACUCCGAGUGGUCAGAGUGCACAAAAACUUGUGAUGGUGGCACUCAAAGACGUUCUGUCAAGUGUUUGGAAUAUAAUGAGCUGGAGAAUAUACUCAAGGAAUCGAACAAAUGCCGUUAUUCCAUCAGAGAACCCAUAUAUCGAAGUUGUAAUACACACAAGUGUGAUGAUCUCCGCUAUGAACAAGUACAAAAUGAUGAUGCCAUCAUAAUGCCCUGCACCGAUGCCUUUACCAAUUGUGCGUGGGCUGUCAAAGCAAAACUAUGCAGUUAUGAGUAUUACAAACAAAAAUGCUGUUAUUCUUGUAAUUGAGAAGUGCUACAGGAGAAAAACAAACAAGCAUAAGAUAGCGAAAAUUGUAAGAGAGAAAGAAAGAGAGAGAGUUCCACAGCAAUGCUUGUUUUAGAGAUAAUGUCCUAGCACGAGAGUUCACAAGGAAGUCCCCGAGCAAGAAAGAAAGAAAGAGAGAAAGAAGAAAUUUGUGUAAUUUAAUUAUUAUUUUUUAAGUUUAAUUUUAUGACGUUUUUAUUAAAUAAUUUAAUUGCGACCAAUCGAA